Molecule: messenger RNA, 2047 nt
Organism: Etheostoma cragini (Arkansas darter)
Lineage: Eukaryota; Metazoa; Chordata; Actinopteri; Perciformes; Percidae
Product: midnolin-like
Exons: 7
Coding region: 224-1582 (452 amino acids)
Cellular component (GO): nucleus
Molecular function (GO): protein binding
Source: RefSeq, a predicted model, not a curated record
CGCUCGGUGGAGUAGUAGCUGGUCGUGCCGCGUCUGUUAAAGCCGGAGAGAGGAAGUGUUACACUCGGUUGGGGUUAAACGGUUCUGUAAUGUUAUUUCUUUUAUGUUAAGUUGCUUUACGCUCUCCACUGAGGAAUGAGGAGUAAGACUAAAGAGAAAACAUCCCGCGUUAACUCAGUCGAGCUAUCCACCGCUUAGCUAGCCUACAGGCUAGCUCGGCUGCAUGGAGCGGCAGCGGGGCUUCUGUAGCUUCUCCCCGGGCGAGUCCGCACGCUGCGGGGCUGGGGUCACUACCAUGCGUUUGUCCAUCACCUCGACCACCGGCAGUCCCGUGGAGCUCACUGUCCCCCGAGGAGAGACAGUGGAGGGACUGAGGACACACAUCUCCCACAAACUCCGACUGCAAACAGACAGAAUCGCCCUCCUGUACAGAGACAAGCAGCUGACUGCAGGCAAACUGGUGGACCUGGGUGUAGCAGAUGGAAGCAAACUGACCCUGGUCCCUGCCAUUGAAGCUGGUUUGGUGUGCCCCACUGUCAGAGCUGAGAGAACCAUGAUGGACGUCUUGGAAAGUUUAACAGAAGACCAGAUCAGUGACUUCCUCUCUGGGCGCUUGCCUCUGACCAUUAAACUGGGAAUUGGCGCCCACAUGAUGUAUGUGCAGCUCCAACUGUCUGCACAGAACGUGGCGGAGCUACAGCAGCACCGGGACUUAAGAGCUGGGAGCCAUCCUGACUGCUCCACCAACACCACAGGGUCCCCCACCUUACCUGCUUCUCAAAGUUCUACUAUAGCCCAGGACUCUUCUGACUCUGCAUCCUCAAUCCAAAUGGACACUCGGAGACCCAGGACUUCGCACUCACUCACUACUGCCCCUCCACAUCAGUCCUGUCCUCCGGGCUCUACGCUCACGUUUCCUCCUCUUCUUUCAACCCCUUCUUUGCCUUCUGGUUGUCCACAUCCCAGCUGUCCGCUACCAGGAGCCACACCGGUCUGUUCACCUGCUCCCACCAGCUCCAUUCCAGGACCCCAGAGCCCAGCGCCAGCCUCAACCUUUAAAGAGAGGAAUGCUCCUGCAUCAUCUACUGCAGAGCCAUGCAAGCCGCCAGGAGCGGUCAUAGAAAGUUUUGUGAGCCACUCUCCAGGCGUCUUCUCAGGGACUUUCUCUGGCACUCUGGCCCCUUGCAGUCCGAGCAACGUCAGCCAUCCUUCACGCGGCAUCGCCAUCAUUCUCCAGAUCCUCAACGAUCUCAUCAGGGCUGCCUACCACCACCAGGGGGCUCAACCCGCCCCUCCUCAUCCUCCUCGUCCUCCUCGUCCUGAUGCCAACGCUCCAGCCAGCCCGCUGCUCCCAGCCGAGGAGCACAGCGGAGCAAAAAGCAGAACACCGGCGACCCAGAAGGCCGAGCACCUUGGCAAAACUCCAGGUGAGGAGAGUCAACCCAUCUGCUCAUCCACACAGGAAGUUCAAACACUGCACUGUAAGCUGGAGCGUCUGCAGUUUUUGAUGCAUCAGAGGCGUCUUCGCAGGCGGAUACGCAGGAACUCGCAAACGUCUCACCCGUAUCAGCAGCGUCCCUAGUCUCUUGGACAGAAAAGAUCCACUCACUGUGAUAGCAAUGACAGCUUGGAAGUCGUCACGGAAACCACAGCUGACAUCUGAACUUGUGCAACAGGUGAAAGAGCAUCAGGGUGAGCUGCUUUGUUGCUAUUUUUAAACCAUGAGAUUGGGAAGAAUGUAAGCUUCAAAAGUCCAUGGAGUCUUAUUCCUGUGGCUGUCACUGCGCUGAGCAUGUUAUUUUAUCUGAGUCUGUCCUUUAGUGACAAUGACUCUCAUUGUUAUGUAGCAUAUGCCACAACAGGUACAACAUACAUUUUCAUCUUGGUGUUUUGUACAAAGACCUCUUACUGUAUGAUUGUUUAUGUGUUCCGAUGCCUUAAAUGUACAUGUCUUGGAUGUAAACUGUAUGUUUUGUUCUGUGCAGGGGACGUUCCUCUAAAAUGUUUUACUCAUGCAAUAUUAAAGUGUAAACGCAACGAAGGAAAG